GCCAACAUCAGCACUAAGGGCUCUGCUCCACCCGAUUUAACCUUGGAACGGAUGAGGGGAAGGCACUGUGCUUCUGAAACACAGAUCAAUGUUCUGCCCACGCAUCUGCCUUUCUUGUUUCCUUUCUGUCUGGCUUAGUGAUUCAUGCAGCGUGCAAGCCAACAUCUUCAGCAAGGGAGCCCGUUCCACAAAGUUUGGAGCGUCUUGUGACUUCAUUCCAAUCUGCAGUUACUGUUGGAAAUCGAAGGCUAAACAAGAAAUUCGGGGAAAAAAACGGCUUAGCAGGAUUGAAGUCACGACUUUUCGAGCAGAUAUCGGUUACUCAACUGGAAAGAAAAACCCAAUGCAGUGUAAAAUUAUAUAUAACUAAAAUAAAUUUAACAUAAUUGGUAAAAAAAAAGGGAACUUUGAAAGCUCCCACCUUUGGAGAGCACAUUCAGACAGCCACAGCUGUAGAAAGUGGGCUGAACAAUAUUUGAGCUACCCAAUCGCCAGGCAGAAAUUCCAAUGAGCUGAGUUAUAAGAUAAACCGCUGUCAGUUGAAAGCCUGGCACUGAAUUGCUCCCAGUUCUCCAGUUACCAGCCGCUUCCUUGGGGCACCAUUAUGGUGUGGAGUUUGCUGCUCGCUGCCCUGUUCGGCUCAGUGUCCCCCGAGCAGUACAGAGCCGAUGUGAACAUGGCCGGGAUCCAGGGCACAGUGCAGUUCAACAGCUCCUCCCGAAACAUCCAGAUCGCUUUAGAGGCCGAUUGCGAGCAGUUUAUCAUUUCCGUUCACGAGUUCCCGGUCAGGUACGGGAAUUUCAGGGACCCCUGCAACGAGUCCAACAUCGGCGAGAGAGUGUACAGCCUGACGGCGGACAAAACAGAGAGCGUCGUGACGGACAGCAGCCUUUUUCAGAACAGAACGGACCUCUCGGAUCUCUCCGUCACCAUCGAGGGUUGUCGCAAUGCCACUAAAGCGUGUGCCACUGUGAGGAAAGUUGGCAGCACCUCGACCUGGCAAGGGAAGUUCUUCUCGUCCGUCGCAGGAGAUGUCUACAUUCGCCAGAAUGCUGGUGAGGAAACAUCGAGGAUUCUCACCGAUCUGAUGGCUAUUAGCCAGGGCGACCUAGGGGUGAUGAAUGUGACCCUCCUCCUGCAAGGAGGGACGGAGAGCUGCUCACUGGCACCAGACAGUACUGUGCCAAAUACUGGCACAUUGCUCGGCACAUUCAAGGUGGGUACCCCUUUAGCCCCUAUAAAAAGCCGCAGAGAUGGAGUCAAUUUGACAGACAGGACCCCCACACAGUUUCUGUACAUGUAUGAUGGUUCUCAGUGGUUUUGCACUGAAGUUCAGGAGCUAAAAGCGAAAGAAGCCUGUGCUUAUGUAGAUAUGAAAGGUGUCCGAGGAACUUUCAAGUUCCAUCAAGUUUCCCCGUUUGAUGGCACCAGCUACACCGUGUCUCUGAAGAACCUGCGCCAGCUGGCUGGCCCUUACCAUGUUCACAAUUUCCCAGUGCCCCCACGCCGUACUCCUGGAGAUCAGCUUUGUGCGAAUGAUAACCUGGGAGGGCAUUGGAACCCAUUUGGGAAGGUCCCUUCCGGGCCAUCCUAUCCUCAAGACGCAAAUGAAACUCAUGAUCAGUAUGAAGUAGGGGACUUGAGUAAAAGGCAUGGCUUCCUAACUGGGCGGGACACGUUUGAAAACACCUUUAAGGACUGGAACCUGCCACUGUUCGGGCGAAACAGCAUUGUUGGGCGUUCUGUCGUUAUCCACCACCCCAAUUCAUCACGAUGGCUGUGCGCUACCAUUGAGCAUCUCAGUGAAGUUACAACAGCAGUAGCAGUAUUUACAAGACCAGUGUCAGGAAGAAUCAUUUUUCAACAACAGAAAAACGACCCCUAUUCGGACUUGUCCAUUUUUAUGGACCUUUCCUAUACCAAUUCAUCCGCUCGAAUAACCACAAACCACCUUUGGCGCGUUCACGAAUAUCCCAUAAGCUCUGAACUGGAUUCUGACUCAAAUAUUUGCUUAAGUACCAAGGGAAAUUUUAACCCUUUCAGAGUGGAUACUGGUGGUCAAUAUGACACGGAGUGUGGCCCAGACAGUCCAUUCCGAUGUGAAGCUGGAGACUACGCUGAGAAACAUGGAGCACUCAAACUGAGCAGUGACAACAGCGCAGUUUACAGCAAGCACUUCUUCACUGACACCACAUCAGCACUUGCUGGGCAACUUUCCAUUGUUCCUCGAGCAGUGGUGCUUUAUGAAGCAAAUUCUGCAACCUCUCUCUUAGCUUGUGCUAAUAUAACCUUUCUUCACCCUACUUCACUGGAGAUGGAUUCACGGGGCGUUGAUCAACUAGGAGUAAAUGUGACAUUUAAACAAGUGUCAGAUUUAGACCGUACGAUUGUGCAGGUGACUUUAACCGAUCGGAAUCAUGGGGCAGGAGCUUACAGCAUCCACACGCUUCCCAUCCAAGCUGGUUUGUCUGACACUGGUGCCUGUUCUGACUCUCGUGUUGGAGGUCGUUACAACCCAUUCCAUGUUAAUGAAUCUCUGUCCCCUGAGCCACUCAGGGGCACAGUUGACCAGUACGAAGUUGGUGACAUCAGUGGGAAAUUUGGAACACUGGACAGUUGGAACCAAACAACUGAGGAGUACAUGGACAGGAACCUGCCCCUAUUUGGGCCUCGCAGCGUUGUGAGACGUUCACUGGUUAUUUACCAUACAAACGGAUCACGUUUACAAUGUGCAAAUCUGCUUCCGGUGAAAGCUACAGACGGUGAAUUCAUUGAAGCCAGAGCCGUGUUUAAUGGUACGGUCUUGGGUACAAUUAUUCUGUCACAACAAGUCUUUGCAGAUGGUAGUUCAAGUGACACAACUAUGGAAAUAGACCUUCAGCCAGCCAAGCCUAACUCAGGUGGUAUCAAUAAUCUAAUGUGGCACGUUCAUACCAAUCCUCGACAGUAUAACGAGAACUGCACUGGUGUCGGAGGACAUUAUAAUCCUUAUAAUGUAGAUACUAAGGCUCGCUACAAUUUAAGUUGUUCUUCAGCCUAUCCUUUGCACUGUGAAGUGGGAGACUUAGAAUCUAAACAGGGCCUCCUUGAUCUUGGAAAGAGGCAUUUGAAGAAUGACGUGUAUCUGCCACUUCAUGGAGAUUUUACUAUUGUAGGCAGAUCAGUGGUGAUUCACAGUGAAGGACCAGUUAAAGCCCUAAUGGAUUGCACUAAUAUUGUUGCUGAUUCUCCAACGAAAUUACUUGUUUUCCCAAAAGUGGACCCAUUCAACAGGUAUGAAUUCCGCAGAACUGUUGCUGAUGUUCUUGGGAUUUCUGUCUGGAGAGUGAACAUAUUACCAGGGGGUCCAUCUGCAGCCAGUGCAAAAGGAUGCCAGCAAAUCACCUUCUACGUGGCAGGACAUGUUGAUCAGAGCAAGCUGAAUAAACUGGAUAAUGAUGAGAAUCUGGGCAAAUUCAAAGCCUCUGCAAAAUGUACAACAGAUCCUAGUGGUGUGGCUCCAGGCCUUCUCCCGUAUGUUGAGCGAUUUAUUUUCUGGAUCCUGACACUGACAAUGCAGCUGGUCCUGUACUCUCUGUUUGAAUAAUUGCAUUGCGAAUGACGUCAGCACCUCCAUCUGGUCCAAAAUGCUGGUUUCACAACAAAAACAAAUCAUAUAAUGUAUCACAUUUAAACAAACCCAGGGUUUAACUGCUGUUGAUUUCCUUAGAUUGCACCAAAUGGUUCAUUCUUAGACUUGCACUUUAUUUUCCUGUGAAUCAAUGUGUUAUGCCUUGAAAUUCAGAUCUUCAAGUACAUAGUGGAUGAAUACUUAAAGUUCUUCAGAUUCAUUUCCCUGCUAUUUUAAAGAAGCAAGUUAGUUCCUUUGUUAAAACAGUUGACAAAGAGACAUAGAGUGAGCAAUUAGAGCUAAUAUGCAAAGAUUGUAAUUUGAAGGCAUCAGAGGGCUAAGGCGAAGUAAAAUAAUGAACUCAGAGAAAUGUAGUUUUGGUAAAUAUUAUACAGAACGAAUUUUUAGUUCUAAAGCCAUGAAAGUAAAAAUGGCAUAUAUUCAACAAAGUGAAGAUUCAAGACGAGCCACAAAUUAUAUAUAAAAUAUGUGUGAUAUGACUUGUGUAGUAUAGCAAAUGAUUAAGAAACAGAAAUGUACCUUCGCAUUAAGAUUAUAUUGUUGACUUGAAACCUCAUUGUGAUGUUCAAUUUUUUUAUAUUUGUACUGUAAUGUUGACUUCAAUUUAGGAUUUUCAAUUUAAAAUUUAUUCUGUAAUAUAUCCAUGUGAAUGAUGACAACUUCAUAGUGUGCCUUUCAUAACCUCAGGAUGGCCCAAAGUGCUUUGCAGCCAAUGAAGUACUUUUGAAACGUAGUCACUGUUGUAUUGUAGACAUAAACAGCCAAUUGCAAUGAAAUUCGACGAAGAUUACUAACUGAAUCAUGGAAAUUCCAGCAUCCAACCUGUUCCAUUGCUGGCACUAGCUCUUAAACUGGACCCACCUGCUCUGUUUUGCUAUCCUUUUCCUUACAAUCUUCAUUUUGGCUUGUUUCUCCCAUCCUUUAAAAUUCUGGAAGUUUUUUGCUCCACUCCCUUUGUUCUUUCAAUGAUGAUUCUGAACCCAUAUUCUUUUGUUACUGAAUCCACAAUAUCUUUUGCUGUUUAUUCUCUCAAAAUAUUUCAGAAUUUUGAAAUCCUCCAAUAGAUUGUCUGAAAUUUUCUCUUAAGUAAAGCAAAAUUGCCAAAUUCUUUCGUAUUUCUUCCUAAGAUUCAUUUCCUAUUCCAGAUAUAUUGCACUGUUUUCUUUAAUAGGUAGCUCAGAGGCACCAGAAAAGCUUCAUCUGUGACAUACUCAUUUAACAUCACUUUCUGUUUUUAGUAUUCCGUGCCUCCAUGUUUGCAGCAGAAAAUUUGCUACCUCCUGAAUAUUUUGCUUUACCUAUAUUUUAAAAGGUCUUUCUUUCUGCACAACUGCAUCAUUUCUAUUCUUUCAUUGAGAUUUUAUUGUUUAACGUUUAUGUCUGUUAAUUGUUCUCCACAUCCCCACACCACAAAAUGUAUGAUUGACAUUUCUCAACAGUGAACUACAUCUGUCUCCACACAACCCAGUAUGCUGUUCUUCAGUUCCAAGCCCAUGAGUUUGUUAACACCAACAUACUUCAAUCUUUUUUCACUGCUUAUGUCUAAGUCACUGAUAAAAGCUGAAAGUCAGAGACCAAGAUCCAUUAGUGGAUCACAACCAGAAAACAUCCUCAAUUAUCAAUAUUGCCCUUGAAACAAAUCAUGCAUCCUAAUAGCCGUAGCUUGUCUACAGUGAAACCUUAUUAAACACCUUCUGAUAAUUCUUAUAAACUACUACCACUGCAUUCUCUUUAUGUUUACACAGUGUGAUUUUUCUCAAUCAAAUUAAAUUACUCAAAUACAAUGGGCCAAGUUUUUGCCUUGGAUUCCAAUCAUGUCAUUAUGAAGCAGUAGUGCCCAGGCAAUGAUAGCACAGCAGGCCUGGCUGUCUGCAGCAGCACUGUCCAAUUUAGAGUGAAGAGCACGUGAGGCGGGCAGGGCUCUUAAAAAAAAAACUCCCCAACAGUAAAAGAUCCUCCUCCAUCAGAGGCAGGCACUGCCAAUGUAGAUUGGUGAGGGAGGAAAGUACGUCAAGAUGGAGGAACAAAAACAGAAGUUGCUGGAAAAGCUCAGCAGGUCUGGCAGCAUCAGUGAAGAAAAGAACAGAGUUAACAUUUCGGGUCCAGUGACCCAUCCUCAGAACUGACGGUGGCUGGGAAAACAUCAGUUUUUAUGCAGAAGAAAGGGAGGGUUUGGGGUAGGGAGUAAAUGAAAGGAUAGAGCUUAAAGAGAGAGAGGAGCAGACAGAGUUGAUAACAGUGAUAACAGUUUCAGCAUCUGUAGUUCUUUCGGUUUUUAUUCCUCAAAAUAGAGGCAUCCGCUGAAGAAAUCUUCCCAUUGGUUGGCCUUCAGUCGCAGCUGUGUUCCGGUGGUUAUACUGGCAUGAGGGCCUUAACUUUAAUGAUGGACUGCUGUGCUCAUUGUUGCCUCUAUUCAUUAGUAGACAGCCUGCAAGCUGACUAUGGGCAGGUGGGUGGCACUGCCCUGAAAUGGGCCACUCCAAAAUGGCUCUGAAGUGGGAUUGUGCUGGCACACUGGAAAGCUAGCUGGUAGUGGGGCAGUUGCCAGCCUAUCCACCACUGUUCCUACCUCUGCAGCUAAUUGAAAGAUUGACCUGACAUGCCCUUUGAACUAUUAGAUCAUACCCAUUCACCCCACACCCCACCCCGAAAAGAUUUGAUGCAUUUUAACUUGUGAUACAACUCCAGUAGUCUGCAUUGGGAUAAGAUUCUGGCUUCUAAUGUUCUGACUUUUUACUUUAUCCCAUCUUGAGCAGGUAUGUAACUACGUACAAUAUUCCAAUCCUUUAUAAUAUUCCUGAAUCCAAAGAUACUUUGGAACUUAUGAUCAGUACUUCUACUAGCUUUUUCCUUGUGUCUUUGCAGUAUUCUGGGGCAGCUCUACGUUUGGUCCCAUUGAAUAUUUCUCAGUUGUAUCGAUUUGUCCGUAUUCUCUUUGUUACUCUUGCAUUCCAAUUUCUUGUACUUUUGUGAAAGCGUAGCAAACUACUUUCACACACAGGAUGGUUGCUUUAUCACUUUCCUAUCUUUAGUUACCCUGCUAAUGUGCAUGCUAAUUUUCUUUCCUUUCAUGUUGACUGCCCAGAUUCGUAGUUUUUUAAAAUCUCUAUUGAACGACUGACGUACUUCAAUUAUAUUCACUGAAAAAUUUAUUUGAUUACUGGGAAAUAUCAUGCCAGGGAAUCUUGUCUAUGUGUGUAUCUUUUAUAUUGCCAAUUAUGAUUCAUUGUUAUAUAAACUAAUUUGUGAGUUUUUGAGCCCUGUAGUUUAGAUGCAGUAAGUCAUAUCAUUUGCUUGUUUUAAUCCUGCUUAUGACAUGUAUAUAAGUGAAAUUAAUAAAAAAAAAACCCAACGUAACUCGUGAGAAAUAAAGCAAUCCUGGAAUAAUCACAAAUAUAAUGUUAUUUUCAAUAACACUUGAUAAGUACAAGUUAUUGUCUCAGAUCUCUGCAUAUAUUUACCAAAGUACCUUUGAGCUCAUUGUAGAGUUUAUCAGCUUUUCUUGUCUGAAUGUUUUGCUUUUAAUUAUAUUUGUUGCUUAAAUAUAAAGUUGCAUUUAAAAUUUGAUGCUGUUAUUCAAAAUUAAUCACUUAGGUUAACAGAUUUAAUGUACAGUUAUCAUUUUUAUGUACAUUAGAAAGUUGUACUUUUUGAGGAUAUUAAAUUAGCCAGUUUUAAUUGAUUAAAUUCUAUUUGUAAGUGACUUCCCAGAAGAGCGACAGGAAAUAAUCUGUAUUGCAAUUACCUUUUAGAUAGCAUUAUUUUAGAUGUCACAAGACACACAAAUUGUUUGGAAAUUGGUUAAACAAAUACAUUGUAUGGUUAAAUCAUGAAACAGAAAUAAAAUCAGGCA
Molecule: messenger RNA, 7484 nt
Organism: Stegostoma tigrinum
Lineage: Eukaryota; Metazoa; Chordata; Chondrichthyes; Orectolobiformes; Stegostomatidae
Exons: 10
Coding region: 605-3586 (993 amino acids)
Biological process (GO): superoxide metabolic process
Molecular function (GO): metal ion binding
Source: RefSeq, a predicted model, not a curated record